ACAUCAGACAAGCCACACAAGAGAGAGACCCUACGAGUGCUACGAAGUGCGGGAAAAGGUUCACGCUGGGGCUCUACCCUUAUUAGACAUCAAAGAAUCCAUACUGGAGACAGACCCUAUGAGUGCUUUGAGUGCGGGAAAAGCUUCACGCGGAGGUCUACCCUUACUAGACAUCAGAGGAUCCACACUGGAGAUAGACCCUAUGAAUGCUGUGAGUGUGGGCAAACAUUCGCUCAGAGCUCCGCCCUAUUUAAACAUGAGAAGAUCCACACAGGCGCGCGCCCCUACGAAUGCUCUGAGUGCGGGAAACAAUUCAUUGAGAAAUCAACAUUUAUCAGACAUCAGACAAGCCACACGGGAGAGAGACCCUAUGAAUGUUGUGAGUGCGGGAAACAGUUCAGUGAGCAAUCAAACCUUACUAAACAUCAGACAAGCCACACAGACGGAGAGACCCUACGAGUGCUGCGAAUGCGGAAAAAGCUUCACGCGGAGCUCAUCCCUUAUUAG
Messenger RNA from Gopherus evgoodei (Goodes thornscrub tortoise), 507 nucleotides. Its product is annotated as zinc finger protein 3-like. Gene Ontology annotation, biological process: regulation of transcription by RNA polymerase II. The record is from RefSeq and is a predicted model, not a curated record. The annotation marks the transcript as partial. Gene Ontology annotation, molecular function: DNA-binding transcription factor activity, RNA polymerase II-specific; RNA polymerase II cis-regulatory region sequence-specific DNA binding. The transcript has a single exon. Lineage: Eukaryota; Metazoa; Chordata; Testudines; Testudinidae.